AUGUAUUCUUUAUGGAAAGAGUUAAGCAAUCAGGUGAAAAAGAAAGCUGAAAAUAUAAAUACAAUUUUAAAUGAAAUAAAUGUAAAUAUAGAAUCGAAUAAUAUAGAAAAUGAUGAUACAAAUACGAUAAGUUUAAAAACAAGUAUUAAUAAUAAGAUCAAUGAAAUAAAUAAUAAAUAUAUAAUAAAUGCAACUGAAUCUCCUGAGUUUAUAUAUUACAAUAAUAAAAUCGUAAAUGGUAUUAACAAUUUUAAAAAAAUAGUUACUGAUAUAUAUAAUGAAAAAAUAAAUACAAAUAAUGAUGAAAAUAUAAACUAUCAUAAUUCUAAUUCAAUCGUAAAUGAUUGUAAAAUAUAUUUAUCCCGAAUUGUACCAUGGAAAAAAGGGGAUAUUAUGGUUUCAAAAAUUUACAGAAAAAAAUAUGGUGAGUCUUUUCCUAUCAAAUUACCUGAUAAUAAUAUUAAUCAAAUUGUUUAUGAACAAAUAUUAAAAUUAAAUAAAGAUAAAAAUAAAAUUAUUAAUACUGUGGUAUUACAAAAUUAUAAUUUUAAUUGGGAAAAAAAAAAAAUACAAACUGAUGAAAUUCUUAAGCAAGACAAUAAUUUAGUAAUCACAAAAAAUUCUAUUGUCCCUCAAUACAUGAAUGAAAUAGCUUUUUGGAAAUCCUAUUAUUUUAAUAUUGAUAUUAUAUACAACGAAUUAGCAGACUAUAUUCAUGAAAACAAGCAGACAAUAUUUGAUGAGUACAUUCAAGCUGAACAUGCAAAGAGAAGAAGUAAUGACAUGAUUAAUUAUUCCGAUAUAUAUGACAACACAGAGAAUAAAUAUGCAUUCCCAGACCGAAACAACUUAGUAACCUUUUCCUACUCUGCAUCAUCGUCCUUUAUUAAAAGCUUUGAUGAUGCAUAUAAUGAAACUAAAAGGUUAGCAGACAAAAAUGAAUCUACUGAAUUGAUAGAUACGCAUUUAACUGAAAUGAAAAAUUCUAUUUUAAAUCCUAACAAUUAUAAUAAUAUUGAAAAAAGUGAACCAUUAAAAUGUUUGGAAAAAGAAACUAUACAAGAUAAAAACAACAUAUGCUAUGAUAGUAAAAUAAAUAAAAUAAAGAUGGAUAGUGAUAGUGAAGAAGUUCUUUUCCAUUUUGAUGACCCAAAUACGAAUUCUUCUCUUACUAAUAAUUUGAAAAAUAAAAAUUGCAAUCCUAAUGAUAGCACUCAAAAUGAAACUUCUCAAACUUUGAAUAUUCAAACAGAUUCAAAUAAAGUUAGAGAAAAAUAUAAAGAGAUAAAUAUAGAUGAGUUUAAUUUUGGUGAAGAUAUUAACUUUGGUGAUGACAUAAAUUUUGAUGGCAUAAAUAAAUUUGAUGCCAAGGAGUUAGAACAAUUUGAAAAAGAUCUCUUGAAUGCUUAA
Plasmodium vinckei vinckei is the source of this 1410-nucleotide messenger RNA. Its product is annotated as BSD-domain protein, putative. The transcript has a single exon. The record is from RefSeq and is a predicted model, not a curated record. Lineage: Eukaryota; Apicomplexa; Aconoidasida; Haemosporida; Plasmodiidae. Bases 1 to 1410 code for a protein of 469 amino acids.